GUGCGCGUGUGUCUGUUUGGAGCCGAGGAGAGGCUUGGGUGACAGGCGAGGGGUGGGGGGAAGAGUUCAGUCUGAGUCACAGCCUCAUUCACUGAUUUCUCUUCGGCUGGACCGAGGCUGCCUCCCCACGCGGCUCCCAACUAUUCCCGUAGCUCAGUGCCCCCCUCCCGCCGCUCCACUCACAGGCAGACAGACUGACAGACUCGCUAGUUGGCAGCUUCACUCCCGAGGGUGCCGCGAGCCCACGCAGCGAGGACCCGGUACCCCUGGCGCGGCGAGGUGGGAUGCGGUGCGGACAGCAGCGCUAAGUGCCCCCCACGCCCGGCGCGGGGUGCACUCGCUCCUGGCCGCGGGCCGAGUGGCGGCGGCGGCGGAGGGGAUGAGCCUAGGACGCGCGAGACGCCUGCCUCAAGCUACCUCCAGGAGAGGGACGCCGAGCAGGGCUCAUCGCAGGACCGCGCGGACCCCUGCCCCCGGUGGCACGCGGCUGCGGAGCCUUGGAGUCUCAUCUGUGGUCAGGAUGCACUGGGCGCCUUCCAGCUGGUGAGGAUGCCCUGCUGCGCGGCCCUGCGCCCCCAGCCCCAGUCCCAGCUGGGCAAGACUGAGUGGGCCCGGCUUCGGCCCCUCGUGCCGGUGGAUGAAACGUGCCGGAGUGCUUGGGUGCCAUCAGCUAUCGAAUCUGAAUUGUAAGAGCCAUGGACGAAGGCACUGGACUGCAGCCCGGGCCGGGAGAGCAGCUGGAGGCGCCGGCUACCGCAGGAGCUGUCCAAGAGAAGUGCGAGCCAGAGACCUUCAGGUCUAAGAGUUUACCGGUCCUCAGCAGCGCCUCCUGCCGGCCGAUCCUCAGUCCCACUAAUGAAGACACCAAGCCGGCCUUUGGCUGUGCGGAUUCUUCUGGCCACCAGGACUUGAAGCAAGGCCCGAACCAGUUGGCCCCCAGUCCCUCUGCCCCGUCCACUUCGGCGGGGCUCGGGGACUGUAACCACAAGGUGGAUCUCAGCAAAACUUUCUCGGUGUCCUCCGCCCUGGCCACGCUCCAGAAGAGAAGGUGCCUCUACGUGGUCCUCACGGAUUCUCGUUGCUUCCUGGUGUGCAUGUGCUUUCUGACCUUCAUCCAGGCGUUGAUGGUCUCUGGGUACUUGAGCAGCGUAAUUACCACCAUUGAAAGGCGCUACAGUCUGAAGAGUUCCGAGUCAGGGCUGCUGGUCAGCUGCUUCGACAUCGGGAACCUGGUGGUGGUGGUGUUCGUCAGCUACUUCGGCGGCCGGGGUCGGCGGCCCCUGUGGCUGGCCGUGGGUGGACUCCUCAUCGCCUUCGGGGCAGCCCUCUUCGCCUUACCUCACUUCAUCUCGCCCCCCUACCAGAUUCAAGAGUUGAACGCCUCGGCCCCCAACGACGGCCUGUGUCAGGGUGGCAACUCCACCGCCACUUUGGAGCCUCCGGCGUGUCCGAAGGACUCGGGAGGAAAUAAUCACUGGGUCUAUGUGGCUUUAUUCAUUUGCGCGCAGAUUCUCAUUGGAAUGGGCUCCACACCUAUUUAUACCCUGGGACCAACCUACUUAGAUGACAAUGUCAAGAAAGAGAACUCCUCUUUGUACCUAGCCAUCAUGUAUGUCAUGGGAGCACUUGGCCCUGCAGUGGGAUAUUUAUUAGGUGGACUUCUUAUUGGUUUUUAUGUUGAUCCCAGAAAUCCUGUUCACCUUGACCAGAAUGACCCUCGUUUCAUUGGAAACUGGUGGAGUGGAUUCCUCCUUUGUGCCAUUGCAAUGUUUCUUGUGAUAUUCCCAAUGUUUACUUUUCCAAAAAAGCUUCCACCUCGACACAAGAAAAAGAAAAAGAAAAAGUUUUCUGUUGAUGCUGUUAGUGAUGACGAUGUUCUGAAGGAGAAAUCAAACAACAGUGAACAAGUGGACAAAAAAGUUUCUUCUAUGGGAUUUGGAAAGGAUGUCAGAGACCUACCAAGAGCAGCUGUCAGGAUCUUAAGCAACAUGACAUUCCUUUUUGUGAGUUUGUCAUACACAGCUGAGAGUGCCAUUGUAACUGCUUUCAUUACCUUCAUUCCCAAGUUCAUCGAGUCACAGUUUGGUAUCCCAGCCUCCAAUGCCAGCAUCUACACUGGGGUUAUUAUCGUUCCCAGUGCUGGUGUUGGUAUUGUCCUCGGAGGCUACAUUAUCAAAAAAUUGAAACUUGGUGCCAGAGAAUCUGCAAAACUAGCAAUGAUCUGCAGUGGUGUGUCUUUACUGUGUUUUUCAACCCUAUUUAUUGUUGGAUGUGAAAGCAUUAAUCUAGGGGGCAUAAACAUCCCUUAUACAACAGGACCUUCUCUCACCAUGCCCCAUAGGAAUCUGACAGGAAGCUGCAACGUUAAUUGUGGCUGUAAAAUACAUGAGUAUGAGCCAGUCUGUGGAUCAGAUGGAAUUACAUACUUUAACCCUUGUCUGGCUGGCUGUGUUAAUAGUGGUAAUCUUAGCACUGGGAUACGGAAUUAUACAGAAUGCACCUGUGUCCAAAGUCGACAAGUGAUCACUCCGCCCACCGUGGGACAGCGCAGUCAGCUCCGUGUGGUUAUUGUCAAGACUUAUCUCAAUGAGAACGGCUAUGCUGUGUCUGGGAAAUGUAAACGGACCUGCAAUACCCUUAUCCCAUUCUUAGUUUUUCUUUUCAUAGUCACCUUCAUCACAGCUUGUGCCCAACCAUCGGCCAUCAUAGUAACACUUAGGUCCGUAGAAGAUGAGGAGAGACCUUUCGCACUGGGAAUGCAGUUUGUUUUGUUGCGAACACUUGCAUACAUUCCUACUCCAAUCUACUUUGGAGCAGUCAUUGACACCACCUGCAUGCUCUGGCAACAGGAGUGUGGAGUGCAGGGUUCUUGCUGGGAGUACAACGUGACGUCGUUUCGUUUUGUGUAUUUUGGUUUGGCGGCCGGCCUCAAAUUCGUUGGCUUUAUUUUUAUUUUUCUGGCCUGGUACUCCAUAAAAUACAAGGAGGAUGGACUCCAGAGGCGGAGGUGGAGAGAAUUCCCCCUGAGCACCGUGAGUGAGAGAGUGGGCCACCCCGACAGUGCCCGGACUAGAUCUUGCCCAGCUUUCAGCACCCAGGGAGAAUUCCACGAAGAGACUGGUCUGCAAAAAGGGAUCCAGUGCGCAGCACAGACCUACCCGGGGCCCUUCCCAGAAGCAAUAAGUUCCUCUGCGGACCCGGGGGUGGAAGAGAGCCCAGCUGCCCUGGAGCCGCCCUCCUGAAGCUUGAAAAUGGAAGAAUUUAGUUUUGUUGGUUGAGUUGAAAAUGGCGACUUGAGAAACAACCGUGCCUUCUUUUCUUUAUUUCUUUUUUUAACCUCUACAGACACAAUCCUCAAACCAACAAAACUCAGUAUACACAGCCGCUAUUCAUUGAGGGCUGGAUACCUCAACAAGACUGAGAGCCUUUCCCCGCUUCUCUCCAAGAAGGAGACGUUCAGCUAGAUUUGUUCCCAUUUCCGUUGUGUUAAUUUAAAGCUCAUGCUCCCCUACGGUAUAGGCUGAGGUACACGGUUAGCAAAAUCAUGGGAAGGGGAAUGGCGGUGCAUAUCAUUAACUAACACUCCAAACAAAGGUGAGCUUGCCCAGGACUUGGCAUUUCCAAAUCAAAGUUUUUAGAUAUGAACACCUACUGUGAGUUCUGCUACAAAGCACAAAUGACUUUGUCUCAACUAUGCAAUUUGAUUGGAAAAAUGUAUGUGCAGCAUGUUACGUUUACUUUCACAGAAUAAAGCAGAUAUGUUUCUGAAAAGGGGAA
Molecule: messenger RNA, 3777 nt
Organism: Mandrillus leucophaeus (drill)
Lineage: Eukaryota; Metazoa; Chordata; Mammalia; Primates; Cercopithecidae
Gene: SLCO5A1
Product: solute carrier organic anion transporter family, member 5A1
Exons: 10
Coding region: 696-3242 (848 amino acids)
Biological process (GO): transmembrane transport; sodium-independent organic anion transport
Cellular component (GO): membrane
Molecular function (GO): protein binding
Source: RefSeq, a predicted model, not a curated record